Messenger RNA from Penicillium verhagenii, 651 nucleotides. RefSeq names its product lactoylglutathione lyase. The transcript has 2 exons. The coding region runs from base 1 to 651 and encodes 216 amino acids. The record is from RefSeq and is a predicted model, not a curated record. NCBI's taxonomy places the organism in Eukaryota, Fungi, Ascomycota, Eurotiomycetes, Eurotiales, Aspergillaceae.
AUGAGUAACAGUUCUACAACCCCUCCCACCCACCCAGUGGGCGAAUACUUAAUCAAUGGCGACAAAACCGAAUCCCCAUUACUCCCCAACAACCCCACCACCGGCUUCAAGCUAAACCACAUGAUGAUGCGAAUCCAAGACCCCGUCCGCUCCCUCCACUUCUACGUCGACCUCCUCGGCAUGCGAACCAUCUUCACCAUGAACACCGGCCCCUUCACAAUCUACUAUCUCGGCUACCCCCAAACACCCGAGCACCAAAUAGACCUGACAAAAUUCGGCGAGGAAACACUCGCCAACCUCGUACAUACCCUCGGGCUACUGGAACUGUAUCAUAUCCACGGCACGGAGAAGGAGCCCGCGGGCCUGUACAGCACGGGCAACCAGCCCCCGAACUUGGGGCUUGGACAUUUGGGAUUCACGGUUCCGGAUGUUCCAAAGGCGCUGGAACAUUUGAGAUCGAAUGGCGUGGAGGUAGAGAAGGAUUUGGGGGUCGCGACGAGAGAGUCCAUUCCUCUUAGUCGGUGGGAGGCUCAGCGUGGUAUUGGGUUGGGGGCGGUGCAUCCGGCCUAUGGGAGGAUUUUUGAACAGAUUGCGUUUGUCAGGGAUCCGGAUGGGUAUUUUAUUGAGCUUGUGCCGCAGAAUAUGAAAUGA